Molecule: messenger RNA, 4796 nt
Organism: Rattus norvegicus (Norway rat)
Lineage: Eukaryota; Metazoa; Chordata; Mammalia; Rodentia; Muridae
Gene: Slc25a15
Product: solute carrier family 25 member 15
Cellular component (GO): mitochondrial membrane; mitochondrial inner membrane
Molecular function (GO): L-ornithine transmembrane transporter activity; antiporter activity
Source: RefSeq, a predicted model, not a curated record
AACCCUGAAGUAGUUCCUCGGAGUGGCUUCGGAAUACAGUCUCUGUUACCCCACAGCUAAUAAUACGCUUUAACCUCAGGAUGAAUCGAUUUAACGGAAAUGUGAUUUUGUUCAGAGCCUGGCAGCAAGUACAGUCCAGUGGUGUUGAAUUAGAUUAAAGCUUUGGCAGUCAGCGUGAAGGAUGGAAAUGUCCUUUGUGUGGUCAGAAAACGUCUCAGUUCCAAAAUGAACCCCUCACUCGGCUGCUGCCCGUCACAUGCUAGGAUACACAGGUGGCAGCCUUCAGACAGUCUUCAGAUCUUUGGUAGUACAAAAUGCUAGCUACUCUUUUUUUCUUUUGCUUUUAAGAUUUAUUUUUAUUUGCAUGCAUGUGUUUGUGUGAGUAUCUGCCUCGUGGGAGCAGGUGCCUGAGGUCAAUGGAAGGGGGAUAUCAGAUCCCCUGGAGCCAGAGUCAUAGGUAACUCGGGGCCACCCAGGUGGGUGCCGGGAACCAAAGUUGGCCCCUCUGGAAGUGCAGUAAGCACUCUUCACUGCCAUUCCUCCAGCUCCCCUGUUACUAUUCUUACUGGUGAUAAGAAGGAAAGGAAGGCUCCCCUUUAGCAAGGAGGCCGAUAUUCCAAAGUGCGGACGGGAAGAAGCUGAAUGCUCGGUUGAGGCUGACCCUCAGAUUCUGAGCCCCAGGGUAGACUGGAGCCAGGGCUGGUGGCAUGAAGCCACUGUAGAAAGACCACAUCUAACAUGCAGGAAUAGGGGAAGGCUUAGCGUGGGGCAGAGAGAGCUGCCAUUUUGUUUCCAGAGUUCUGGGUCACCUCAGAGGCACGGGCAACUGGAGGUCAUGUUUCUCAAGUGAACCUUUGAUCUGCCCUAGCCCCCCAUUAUUGGUUAACCUCUGUAUUAGUUGGUGUAAGUGAGGGAGGCCAUAGUAUCGUGCUGUGUAUGUUCUUUUCUCCAGUAUGACCUCUUGGAUGAACAGAUCAAGUGGGGUCAGGACUCCCAUCCCUUAUUCUGUUCUUUGACCACUUGAAAAAAAUCCGUGUACAGACAGCAGUUCCCUCUCUCAUCCCUCCCCCAACUUUUCCACCCCCUCCAUGAGCCAAAGGUCAGCUAAAGUUGGCUCUGGAGGAAGGCUGAUAAGGAGUCCCGGGCAACGGCACCUCUCCAGGUUAGAGACAAGGAGUGUUCCAGUCUGAUGGGCAGGCCCAACGGCUAGCAAGGUUGUACCCCGAUGUGGGUCUUCAGGUCAGGCCCCCUAUUCUGUAGAAGGCAGGACAGGGCGAUUGUGUGGACCCCAUUCCCUCCCCAUGGUCCUCAUGCUGUUCUAUACCAUGGAGGCCGAUGACUGAAAAGGACAAAGCCCAUCCGCUAGGUCUGGAGAGCACGUGUGUACAAAGAGGUCUUGCUUCUGCAGUAAGAAGAAGAAGAGAGAGAGUCUCAGAUGCCAGUGUUCUGUGCUCCUAAGGCAGCCUGAGAACAAGGCCUUAGGAUGAUAAUUUUUAAGAAGCUUGCCUCUUCCCGACUGCGCAUUCCGAUAAUUUGAGCAGCACUAACAGGGGGGCACAGCAUGCGUCCUGACUGGGCAGCCCUUCGACACCAUGAAGGUGAAGAUGCAGACAUUUCCAGACCUCUACCGCGGCCUCACUGACUGCUGCCUGAGGACCUACUCCCAGGUGGGCUUCAGAGGCUUCUACAAGGGGACCAGCCCCGCACUGAUCGCCAAUAUCGCAGAGAACUCGGUGCUUUUCAUGUGUUACGGCUUCUGCCAGCAGGUGGUCCGCAAAGUGGUUGGAUUGGACCGGCAGGCAAAACUGAGUGACCUUCAGAACGCAGCUGCUGGCUCCUUUGCUUCUGCUUUUGCCGCUCUGGUUCUCUGCCCUACAGAGCUUGUGAAGUGCCGGCUACAGACCAUGUAUGAAAUGGAGACGUCGGGAAAGAUAGCGGCCAGCCAGAAUACAGUUUGGUCAGUCGUGAAGGAAAUCUUCAGGAAGGAUGGCCCCCUGGGUUUCUACCAUGGCCUCUCAAGCACUUUACUUCGAGAAGUACCAGGCUAUUUCUUCUUCUUUGGUGGCUAUGAACUGAGCAGAUCAUUUUUCGCAUCAGGGAGAUCCAAAGAUGAACUGGGUCCUAUCCCGCUCAUGCUAAGUGGUGGAUUUGGUGGGAUUUGCCUGUGGCUUGCUGUGUAUCCGGUGGAUUGUAUCAAAUCUAGAAUUCAAGUUCUUUCUAUGACCGGAAAGCAGACGGGACUCAUCAGAACCUUCCUGAGUAUCGUAAAGAAUGAAGGAAUAACAGCCUUGUAUUCUGGACUGAAACCCACCAUGAUCCGCGCUUUCCCUGCCAACGGGGCACUGUUUUUGGCCUACGAGUAUAGCAGGAAGUUGAUGAUGAGCCAACUGGAAGCAUGCUGAAGUGUCCUGGUGUGCCUGGAGUCAAGGCAGGCGUUUAGCGACUGGUUAACUCAGGGUUUCACGGAGUACAAGAACAAUGUGGAAUUAUGUGAUUCAUUGGGACUUUGUCCUUGUCUUCCCUUCUUCUAUUCAAAGUCUUGGAUUUUGUGGAUGGUCCUCUGUUCUACACAGUGUAAUUUCUGCCUGUUACUGAACCAAAACAGAAAAGUCACUGUUCUCGUCCUUGGCCUCAUGCACAGGGGAGCUGGUGGCCUCAUGCACUGGCUUUAUGUACCUUGUGCAGGCCCUGUUCCUCUCAGGAUAACUUCCGUGGAAGUCAGCUGUACACAUGCAAUUUAGAUGGUCCUGUCGUGAGGAAAACAAAUUUUUGUUCUAUGUUUAACUGCAAACGGUGACCAAUUUUUACGUAGGUGGUUGUAAAUGAUUGCCUAACACAUCCUAGCUAGAGGGCCGCUGCUAAAAGCCGCUGAGCCUGUGCACUAAGAGGUUAGAGCUUUUGACUUUUUGUGGUAUAUUAAAGCUAAAAUACCCAUCUAUAUUUUUAGAUAAACUUAUACGCGUAGUUGUGUGGCUUCUACGUUCCUGAUGAAGUUUCAGGGUGGAUGUCCUGGUUUUUCUCUCACGAUGCCCAUUCCCCUCCCAGUGCAGUUCAUCAUCCAGGUGGGCUUCUCAUUCUGCACUCUGGUACUGGGAGGUGCGGCCAGAGCGUUAGACCUCUGGAGGGCAGCAGAGGACUCAACAGAUCCCUUCUCACUGAGCACUUCCUCCCUCUGUGCUACUCCUGAAAGACAGGGACUGCCUGCCAUGCCCUCAGAAAACCAACACAGGUUCUUACCUAGUCUCCACAGGAACCCAGGGUGCUCUUUGGGACUGGAUCUGAGGCCACUGUCUCAAUGUCUCCACCAAUCUCCUUUCAGGAGGCAGAGAGGAAGACUGGGCUCCCUGCUUUGAUCACAGGGUUCUACUAAUUAGGAAAUCCAAAGGAGCUCAUUAAUUAGAUAACCUUCCUGAAGUUCGAUUUCGGGUCCAUAGCUCCUUGAUUUGCUUCUUUAUUUGGAGCUGGUAGUUUAUCAAUUUCAGUGACUGUAGAUGAUACAUAACUUUGGAAAGCAUUGUGGCAUAAUAAAAAUAUUUUUAUUAAACUAGGUACCAUGUAUGUAGCAACCAAAAAAAAAAAAAAAACAAAAACAAAAACAAAAAAAACCUCCAUCCCCACAUUUCUUCUUACCUCCAGACACAUGGGAUGGAUGAUUCUUUGACUGUGGGGGGUCUUACCAAUACAGAGAUCAGGCACAUUGUCUACUACUCGGAGACCAGGAUGAUGGCAGGAGGAGCUCUUCCUACUCUGCCUGUACAGCUGAAGGAAGUUGGUUGGCCUUGCCAGGGUGCCUGAAGCACAGGGGUCAGGAAAGCAAAGGACUUCUCAAAAGGGAGGGACGCCUGUCAGCAUUCCUGGAGAAAGCUCUGUCUACUCCAGUGUUCUCUGUUCUUGUAUGGUCAACGGCUGCCUAGUGCCUGAGUGCCGCUUCAUCUGAGCAGGUCAGGAUUGACGCAAACAUAGGAUUGGUAUCCUGCAGGAAGAGGGCUGGCCAAAGCCGAGCUGUCCCUCUUCGGUCUGGUGCACAUUAGCCUUGUUGGCAGUGUGUCUCCUCAGCCUGUGCGUUACGGUCUCUCUCAUAGAAAUAGGAACAAGGGGAAGUUAAAGACAGAGGCCUAAGGAGAUAAUUUAAAAAAAAAAACAACUAUCUUUCUGUUGGUUUGAUUUGUGCUUUUCUGUUUGGGUGCAACAUUGUGUUUGAGGCAAAGCUAGAACUUUGAGAUAUUUUAUUUAAAGAAGCGAGUGCUCUGUUAUUAAAUAAACCUAAUGUGGGUCUAUGAUGAGUUUCACUUAAAUGCAGUCUAUUUAUAUUAAGGACCAAUAUUAAAGAGUUAUGGAUAAUAAUACUUCAAAGUGGUGGUUGCAUUGGAAUAAGUGUACGUCUUGUCAGCUAGAUUCCUGGUGUAAAAUAAUUUUACUGUAGGCAAGUUGACAGAAAAAAAACAUCACCUCUGUACUCUAUAGCCCAUUAAAAUUGUGUCCUGCCUCCACCAGUGUGGUGGUUUGAAUGAAUAUGGGAUCAUGGUCUCAUAUUUGGAGGUUAGGUCACCAGGGAUUGGAACCGUUUGAUAGGAUUAGAAGGAUUGGGAGGCAUGGCCUCUGGGAGGAUGUGCGACCCUGUGGGUGGUCUUUGAGGUUCUAUAAGCCCAUUCCAGGCCCAGUCUGCCCCUGCUGCCUGGGCUCAGACUGUAAAGCUCAACCCCAGAGUUUGCCUGCCCGAGUGCUCCCUGCUGUGAUAAUGGACUGACCCUCUGAAACUGUAAGCGAGCGCCCAUUAAAUGCUUUCCUUUCUAAGA